Cylindrotheca closterium is the source of this 1494-nucleotide messenger RNA. The record is from the annotation of a GenBank genome assembly. NCBI's taxonomy places the organism in Eukaryota, Bacillariophyta, Bacillariophyceae, Bacillariales, Bacillariaceae.
AUGAAGAACUCAAUGAGACUCUCCAGCCUAUUGCUAUUGAUUCUUGCGACCCAAGAACUUGAAGCCUUUCAAAUGACAUCCUCCAAUGGCGAUGUCAACAGUCAGAAUAAGAAAAGUCUAUCCGUUCCCAACCAACGUCGACGACGUGUCUUGCAAGCUGGAGCAGGUGGCAUUUUCAGCGGCCUUCCCUUUUUUGGGAAUGGCGGCGGUGGUGUGGACGCAGCAGUAGCCGCCACAAUCAAGAACAACAAGACCGGUGGUGGAGGUCCCACGAAUGAAGUUGUCAAGGUAGUAAAUGGUAUCAAGCAUCGAAGACUUGGAGGUUCCGACAUUGUGGUCAGUGAAAUCGGAUUGGGUGCCCAGCGAUGGGUGUCUGCUGAUUUCAAUGCUCCAGAUAAGGAUCUGUGUUAUCAAUUCAUGGAUGAAGCUAUUUUGAAGCGAGGAGUCAAUCUCAUUGACACAGCAGAGCAAUAUCCAAUUCCAAGUGAUGGCCGAACUGCCAAUGAAGGAGAUUCGGAAUUGCUGAUUGGCAGUUGGAUGAAGGAUCGCAAGGUCAAGCGAGAAGACGUGGUCAUUGCCACCAAGAUUACCGGCGGAAGGAACAUUACUCCACGCAACAUUGAGGCGGAUCUAGAGGGAAGUCUAAAGCGAUUGGGAACAGAUUACGUUGAUGUUUAUCUCCUUCAUUGGCCCCAACGAUACUCGCCCCAGUCAAAUUGGGGUCAAUCCCUCAAAUAUGAUAUCGCAAAUGAUGCCUCUCCCUACUGGCGUCGCAAUGGAGGGCCUACAUCCUUCGAAGACUUGUGUAUGGCUAUGGAAAAGAUGAUUCAAAAGGGCAAAAUUCGUGGAUGGGGCAUGUGCAAUGACAAUGCCUACGGCUUGACGGCUAGCACUCGGACGGCCAAAAUGUUGGGCACCACACCUCCCGCUUGCUUGCAGGGUGACUUUAGCAUGUUGGAUCGCAAGAGUGAAGAAAAUGGUGUCGCCGAAGCUGCGUCCCCCUUUAACGAAAAUGUUGGAUUCAUGUCGUACAAUGCCUUGGCCGGUGGCAUGUUGACGGGCAAGUACCUGGAUAUCCCAGCUGCCUUUGAUGAUCCCAAGCGAGAACGUGCCAUGGCGUCCCUAGAAAAACCACGGGGUCGUAUGGAUACUCGAGGUUGGGGUGGUACACUUUACCGCUAUCGGACUGAAUCUGCCUAUGAAGCCAUUGCAGACUAUGCCAAGUUGGCCAAGGCCAAUAAAAUGUCCUUGACGGAACUGGCGCUGAGAUGGAACCGUCAGAGGGACAUGUUGACUACUACAUUGUUGGGACACACUUCCAUGGCUCAACUCAAGGAGACUCUAGAUAUUUUCAGCAUCAAGGAGCCCUUGCCAGAUGAUCUGAUGUGGGAAAUUGACCGAAUUCACAUGAGAAACCGAUUGCCCCUCUUCAGCAGCAACAGCGUCGGGAAAGACUGGAACGGAGAGGGCGAAAUCGGGGAACCAAUUCCAUAG